This is a messenger RNA of Trichophyton verrucosum HKI 0517, 528 nucleotides long. RefSeq lists its product as uncharacterized. The transcript is spliced from 3 exons. NCBI's taxonomy places the organism in Eukaryota, Fungi, Ascomycota, Eurotiomycetes, Onygenales, Arthrodermataceae. The record is from RefSeq and is a predicted model, not a curated record. Bases 1 to 528 code for a protein of 175 amino acids.
AUGGACGUGGUAUCAAAAUAUCCAAAGGUGCUCUCUGCGUCGAGGCAUAAAUAUCGCCAGCUUUCCCCCGAGAAUGCGGAAGAGAUAUCAUCAACAAAGCAGACAACUCCAAAGCAAAACUUGAAACACCGAGAAAACAACAAGGAAGAAAAAGAGUUGAAGACUGAUGAAGAGUGUUUCAAAGUCACCAUGUGCUUCUACAGCCAGAAGAGAUUCCUCUGCGGUGAUUGGGCCUGGGGCAGCUUUGCUGCCAAGUGCAAUCAUGAAUACCGAAUGGGCGAAACCUGCGGCAUGAAACUCGUCCACAACACCGAGAACAUCCAAGCCAUCUGCAAGCUUUGCGAGAAGAUCCAAACCAAGCACCGCCGACGCAACACGGAGGUUGAGCGUAUUAACCGGUGGCGCCGCGAAGGAAGCGUCAUGAAAGCUUCCAUGGAGAAAUCUCAGGCCAUGGUCAAGGAUUUCGAACAGGAAAUCAGCCAAUUGGAGCAUGAGAGACAAUUGAAACAGAGAUCCAUUGGCAAGUGA